AUGCUAGCAAUUCAAUCCAUUAGUUUUGCCAUACUAGCCCUCAUUAUCAAGACAGUAACUGCCUUUGACGUGUCUGCCUCCAACAAUGUUGCCUUAUACUGGGGCCAAAACGCUGCUGGUGGUCAGGAAAGAUUAAGUACAUACUGUUCUAAUAAUGACUUCCCAAGCCCGUUGAAUGUUGACUUCACUAACCAAUGUAGCGAGAGUUUUGAUGACGGCUUAAUGAACUGUGCUCAGAUCGGUGAAGAUAUCAAAACCUGCCAAUCCCAAGGCAAGAUCGUGCUUCUAUCUUUGGGAGGACCCGACGGUGAUUACGGUUUUGACAACACUAACGAUGCUCAAUUGUUCGCGACUACCUUGUGGAGUAGAUUCGCAGGAGGAACCGAUUAUCCAGAAAGGCCUUUCGGUGAUGCUGUAGUUGAUGGUUUUGAUUUAAAUAUACAGCUGGGUCCUACCACUGGUUACUUAGUAUUUGCUGUCAACUUGCGAAACAUUUUGAGCUAUAACGACAAACCCUACUACUUAACUGCUUCCCCCAAGUGCAUGUUCCCUGAUGAUUACAUCGGUGAAGCUUUAGCUAACGUUAACUUCGACCUCACUUUUAUACAAUUCAAUAACAACCCUUGUUCCAUAGAUGGUAGUUUUAACUAUGAGACUUGGUCUGACUUCGUAUUAAACUCCUACAACCCUAACAUGAAGUUAUUAGUUGGUGUAACGGCAGACCCAUCUACCAAUGGUUAUAUCGACAUGGACACCAUUGAAGUGGCCAUUGAGCCACUCAAAUGUGAUCCGACAUUUGGUGGUCUUGCUAUCUGGGAUGCUUCUGGUGCUUGGAUUAAUAUUGACAGCAAUAACGAAAAUUUCGUAGAACAAGCCAAGAUUGCUUUGGAUGAAGAAGUUGACUGUUAUCCUUCUUCAUCCACGGAAGACUCUUCAUCUACUGAUCCUUCUUCCACUGACGAUGAUACUUCUUCCACCGAUGACGACACUUCAUCUACUGACGAUGAUACUUCUUCCACUGACGAUGAUGCUUCAUCUACUGAUCCUUCUUCCACUGACGAUGAUACUUCUUCCACCGAUGACGAUACUUCAUCUACUGAUACCCCUGCUAACAAAGUUAACAGAGCAUCACUGAAAACAUUUACUUACACAGACAUCCACACAACUAUUGUCACGAUAACUAGUUGUUCCGAAGAUAAUUGCCUUACCUCCACCGUCACCACUGGUUACGUCGUUGUCAGCGAGCCAAGUGCCAUCUAUACUACCUAUGGGCCAUUAAGUAGUGAAAUAGAGAUCGUUGUUCCUACUUCUCGUGGUGGUGGUGGUGGUGCUAAAUCCGAUGUUAUUAUUGAAUCCACUGCUAAAACUACUGUUACAGCCACUGCUACUACCGAUGCUCCAGUUAUCGACGAAGAGGCUGGUAUCAAUUCCGAUGCUCCCAGCCAAUCAAGCGAGAAUACCCGAAUUUAUGACACCACCAUCAAUCUGUUUACUACUGUUUCUAGUGCUUCUGUUGCACCAAAUACCUACUUCGCCUACGAAGGUACUGGAGCCUCUACACACAUGGUCUGGACCAUUGCUAUACCUUUAGCUCUUUUUGCCUUACUCUAG
Molecule: messenger RNA, 1611 nt
Organism: Scheffersomyces amazonensis
Lineage: Eukaryota; Fungi; Ascomycota; Pichiomycetes; Serinales; Debaryomycetaceae
Product: glycoside hydrolase superfamily
Exons: 3
Coding region: 1-1611 (536 amino acids)
Biological process (GO): carbohydrate metabolic process
Cellular component (GO): extracellular region
Molecular function (GO): chitinase activity
Source: RefSeq, a predicted model, not a curated record